AUAGUUUAUGUUGACAAUAGUCAAUAGUGAUAAUUGUUUCGCUUUUGUCCUACAUGUGUAAUUUUUCCUUAUUUUAUUUAUUAAACAGACAAUAAAUGUAUUUAUUAAUUAAUAUUAUUAGUAUUCAUUAUAAAGUAGGUUUGUCAUAAGAAAAAACAUAUAAAAUUACAACAAGUAACAUAGUUAUCCUACGUCGGCAAAAAUCAUGCUUUCAUAGUAAUCGAAAUAAUAUUAUUAUUCUAAUAAGCUAGUGUUAAUGUAUGCCAGCAAAAUUAUGGAAUUCAUACCUGCGUUGUGUAAUUUCUGCAUGUACGGAGCCUUAGUUGCGGUUACCGGAUUUGUUGGAGUAGUUAUACUUCUAUUAAAAUUCACAAAACCAUAUCCUAUUGUUGAGCGGUUCAAGGAAGAAGAGACCUAUAAAGAUCCCAAAACUAAAUCCAAAAAUAAUUUUCCUGAUCUUAACGACCCUUUUAAAGUACAUUUAAGUAUAAUUGUUCCUGCGUACAAUGAAGAAGAAAGAUUACCACCCAUGCUUGAUGAAGCUUUUGAGUUUUUAGAAAAUAGAAUUGAAAGUCAACCUGGGUAUACAUAUGAAAUAGUAGUUGUAAGUGAUGGAAGUAAAGACAAGACUGUUAGUGUUGCUGAAAAAUAUGUUGAAAAAUAUGGCUGUGAAAAAAUAAGAUGCUUAGAACUUGUCAAAAAUAGAGGAAAAGGUGGUGCAGUGAAAUUGGGAAUAUUUAGCUGUAGAGGUGCUACAAUACUAUUUGCAGAUGCAGAUGGCGCUUCCAAAUUUGAAGAUUUAAAAAAACUUGAAGCUGCUCUUAAAGAGAUAACUAAGUAUGAUCCACUUACUCAACCAGAGGCCAUCAGCAAAAGCAAAACUAUUGUUAUUGGCUCAAGGGCGCAUUUAGAGAAAGAGUCUUUAGCUAAAAGAAAUAUAUUCCGGAAUAUCCUUAUGUACGGCUUCCAUUUCCUGGUGUGGUUAUUCACAGUCAAAGGUGUUAGAGACACUCAGUGUGGAUUCAAACUAUUUACAAGACAAGCAGCUAGAACUUGCUUUGAAAGUCUUCAUGUGAAUAGAUGGGCAUUUGAUGUAGAAUUACUCUACAUAGCACAAAAGUUGAACAUUCCAAUUGUUGAAAUACCAGUAAGAUGGACGGAAAUUGAAGGCUCCAAGAUAACACCAGUAUUGUCGUGGAUACAAAUGGGUCUUGACUUGGCUCUUAUAUGGCUUAAGUAUAAAAUUGGAGCUUGGAAGAUUAAGAGCGUAUAAUUUAAGCACAAUAUAUCAUAAUUGUGUAAGCUGUAUACAAUAUAUUUUAAUAAACUGUAUUGUUAAUGUUUUGU
Molecule: messenger RNA, 1347 nt
Organism: Zerene cesonia (dogface butterfly)
Lineage: Eukaryota; Metazoa; Arthropoda; Insecta; Lepidoptera; Pieridae
Gene: wol
Product: dolichyl-phosphate beta-glucosyltransferase
Exons: 6
Coding region: 257-1273 (338 amino acids)
Cellular component (GO): endoplasmic reticulum membrane
Source: RefSeq, a predicted model, not a curated record